Messenger RNA from Prinia subflava (tawny-flanked prinia), 7016 nucleotides. RefSeq names its product cell migration inducing hyaluronidase 2 (gene CEMIP2). Lineage: Eukaryota; Metazoa; Chordata; Aves; Passeriformes; Cisticolidae. The transcript has 24 exons. The record is from RefSeq and is a predicted model, not a curated record. The coding region runs from base 691 to 4839 and encodes 1382 amino acids.
UGAAACUGAUUUGCAGUCUGUUAUUUAGGCGCUAGAUGUCUCUGUGUGCUAUAAGCACACCACAGAGGCUUACAAUGCUUUAAGCAAAGAGGAAAUCGCUAGAGGCAAAGUUAGUCGGACAGUGUUCAUACACAUACUAGUGAGUUAUCACGUUGACUUCAUCAGUUUGGAAUAUUCCCAAGGAAAUAACUAUGUUGGGAAAUGCUUGUAUUUCCCGAAGCAUUUCAUUGAAGCAUCUUGAAUCCGAUCAGGGGACUUUUUUUUUCUUUUUUUUUUCUUUUUUUUUCUUCUUUUUUUUCUUUUUUUUUUCCUGUCUCAUUAGUAAUGAGUGUGGCCCAAUCUUGCUGCACGGAAAUGGUGGGACGUCCCAAACUUAAGAGAAGCCCGUUGUCAAAUUUACAUCAAAGCAGACAGCCUGAGAGGCUGAAGUGCCCUGAGGCUUCACAGUCCCUCUUAAAUGUCUAUACCAAUUGAUGUUCUUUGCUGUGUAACAGCUACUGGCAGGGGUUCCCUGAAAUUCAGAGCAAUUAGGGGUUUAGUUUGAUUUUUGAUACUUUAAGAAACGUUAGAAGCGGAAUCAAAAUUAAAACAACAACAACAACAAACAAAUCAGAAAGCAGAAUCAGGUUCUCCAGUCGGCUCCUCGCCGUGGUCAGACUGCACAGGCUGCAACCGCCGUGACUUUAUAACAUGCAAGGCGCUAAUACCAGGGGGAGCUCCCCUGCGUUCCUCCGUCCUCAGAACGGGAGCAGUCACAGGUCUUCGGGGUACGUCCUGGGGAGAAUUGCCCCUCUCCGUCCCCCACCACCUUCCCAGAGCCAUGCUGCGGCAGAAUUUACCUCGGCAAGACAAGAGGCCCAGACAAGACUCCCGUCCUUACCAGUGGAGCAGCACCGCCGACAGGCAGAAGCCAACAGGCAUAAGAAUACUCUUAUUUGCUCUGCCAUUUCUAGCCUUUCACUUUUUGUUGCACUGGGGAUUUUUUUGGGAAUAGCUUCAAAAUAUGCUCCGGAUGAGAAUUGUCCUGAUCAGAAUCCACGCCUUAAAAACUGGAGCCCUGGGAAAGAUCCUGAAAAACGAGUUAUUAUCAAAAAAGGGGAUUUGUUUCGUCUGAGCUCAGACGCUACAGUACACUCUAUAGUUAUACAGGAUGGAGGUUUACUUGUUUUUGGUGAUGAUAAAGAAGGUUCUAAAAAUAUUACUUUGAGAACUCGAUUUAUCCUGAUAAAGGAUGGUGGAAUGCUUCAUGUUGGAGCAGAGAAAUGCCGCUAUAAAUCCAAAGCAACUAUUAUUUUGUAUGGGAAGUCAAAUGAAGGUGCUGAUGUGCCAGAAUUUGGCAAAAAAUUUAUUGGCGUGGGCCCUGAAGGAACGCUGGAGUUGCAUGGGCGCCAGAAGGUAUCAUGGACUCUUCUGUCAAGGACUAUAUAUUUCUCAGGGCUGGCCUAUGGUCAUUAUACUUUUAAAAAGAAUUUUUCCCGAGGACUAAAUGUUAGAGUGAUCGAUCAGGAUACAGCAGAGGUUUUGGAAGUGCUGAAGUUUGAUACUCAUGAAUUUGCAGAGGAAAGCUUAAAGCUCCAGAACUUACUGAAAAAUGGGCAUCCUGGUCGCAUUAUAGCUAUUGCUGUAGGAGAUUCAGCUGCUAAAAAUCUUUUGGAGGAAACCAGAGUGACUAUUCAAAAUCUUCUGGGAAGUAAGUUUGUUAGAGGAUUAAGUUACAGGCAAGCCUGGGCUUUAGUUGGUGUCAUAGGUGGUGGAAAUUCUUCCUGUAAUGAAUCAGUGAGAAACUAUGAAAACCACAGCACUGGUGGGAAAGCUCUUGCUCAAAAAGAGUUUUUCACAGUGGAUGGUCAGAAGUUUGUUGUGAGAGCUUACAGCGAAUGGAAUGAUGGUGUCCCAAUAUCAGGCUUCCAGGUGGAAGCAGUGGGUGGAGUAAUACUGAAUCUUCUGGAUGAUGUUAGUAGUUGGGAGCCUGGAGACAGGAUUGUGGUUGCAAGCACAGACUAUUCAAUGUAUCAGACAGAGGAAUUCACCCUCCUUCCCUGCCCAGAGUGUACCAAGUGUCAGGUUAAAGUCAAAGAAAAUCCUCAGUUUCCUCAUGUAGGAGAAGUAAUUGAUGGAGUGGACAUGAGAGCAGAAGUUGGAGUUCUUACAAGAAACAUCCUAAUAAAGGGGGAGACAGAAAAUACCUGCUAUCUUGAAAAGAAGUGUCAGUUCUUCAGUUAUGAUACAUUUGGUGGACAUAUCAAGAUUUUGAAGAAUUUUACAUCUGUUCACCUUUCCUAUGUGGAAUUGAAGCAAAUGGGCCAGCAGCAGAUUGGAAGUUACCCUGUUCACUUUCACCUUUGUGGGGAUGUGGAUGAAAAGGGAGGAUAUACUUUUAAAACUUAUCUGGAAGGUCUUUCCAUUCAUCACUGUUUUUCCAGAUGUGUGACUGUUCAUGCAACUAAUGGUUUGCUGAUAAAGGACACCAUUGGCUAUGACACACUAGGUCACUGUUUCUUCAUAGAAGAUGGCAUUGAGCAGAGGAAUACUUUAUUCCAUAACCUUGGGCUAGUCACAAAACCAGGCACUCUUCUACCUACAGACAGAAACAGCAGCAUGUGUACUGGGAUUAGGGAUAAAGUAUAUGGAAGUUAUGUCCCAGUGCCAGCCACAGACUGCAUGGCCGUGUCGACUUUCUGGAUUUCUCAUCCAAACAACCAUCUUAUAAAUAAUGCAGCAGCAGGCUCACAGGAUGCUGGCAUAUGGUAUUUAUUCCACAGAGUUGCAACAGGAGAUUCUCAUAGCUUAGCCAUCGAAACCAAAUCAGAGCUUACACCCCUAGGAAUCUUCUAUAACAACAGAGUUCAUUCUAAUUUUAAGGCUGGUUUGUUCAUUGAUAAGGGUGUUAAAACAACUAAUGCUAGUGCUGAUGAUCCCAGAGAAUAUCUUUGUUUGGACAACAAUGCAAGGUUUCGACCUCAUCAAGAUGCAGACCCUGAAAAGCCCCGAGUUGCUGCCCUGAUUGACAGAUUAAUCUCUUUCAAAAACAAUGAUCAUGGAGCCUGGGUCAGGGGAGGGGAUAUCCUUAUUCAGAACUCUGGGUUUGCAGACAAUGGAAUAGGUUUGACAUUUGCAAGUGAUGGGAGCUUCCCAAAUGAUGAAGGUGCCAGCCAGGAGGUAUCAGAGUCACUGUUCAUAGGUGAGAGCAAGAAUUAUGGGUUUCAAGGUGGACAGAAUAAAUAUGUGGGAACUGGAGGAAUAGACAACAAGACCCGCACUCUGCCUAGAAAUCGGACAUUUCCAGUCAGAGGCUUUCAGAUUUAUGAUGGACCUAUUCACCUUACCAAGUGCACAUUUAAAAACUUCAUGCCAACUCCAGACAGAUUUACCAGUGCAGUUGGAUUCUUGAUGAAAAAUCCAUGGCAGAUGACUCCAAAAAAUAACAUUUCUCUUGUGAAGUUUGGUCCAAAUGUUUAUUUGAAAGCCUUCUUUGGAAGGCCUGGUCCCUGGUUUGAAGAAGGAGAUCUGGAUGGUGACAAGAACUCAAUAUUUCAUGAUCUAGAUGGUUCAGUGACUGACUACAGGGAUACCUAUGUGGGCCGAAUGGAUAAUUACUUGAUUCAACACCCGAAAUGCAUUAACAUCACAGAAUGGAGUGGAGUGGUUUGCAGUGGGAACUAUGCACAGGUUUAUGUCCAAACCUGGAAUGGACAGAAUCUUUCAAUGACUAUUGUCCGAGAUGAGUAUCCAGCCAAUCCCAUGGUUCUUCGAGGCAUUAAUCAGAGAGCAGCUGCCUUUCAGCAAUACCAACCAGUGGUGAUGCUCCAAAAGGGCUAUACAAUACAUUGGAAUGGAAAAGCUCCAAAUGUCACCUAUCUGUAUCUCAUUAACUUCAACAAGAAUGACUGGAUUCGUGUUGGUCUUUGUUACCAACCAAAGACAGAUUUUCUUAUAGUACUGGAAACCUUUCAAAGGCGGUCAUCUGCUCUGUCAAGCAAGGUGGAGCGCUACAUGCCUGUGUCUUCAAUGAUGGAGCUUGAAAAGAGUCAAUCAGACAAGAGGUUUUACUUUGACAACAGUACUGGAUUACUGUUUUUAUUUCUUCAAGCCAAAUAUGAUAGGGAUGGUCACAGUUAUUGCUCAUCUCAGGGAUGUGAAAGGAUCAAGAUUGUGACCAAAGAUUCAUCAAAAGGGACAAGUAAUUGCAUGGCAAAAGCUUACCCAAAGUACUACCAAGUACCAACUGUCAUAAAGCAGAUGCCAGAAAAAACUACUGUACCAUGUACAAAAUGUGGCACAACUCAGGUGGUAUUCACCAGUGACCCUCACAGAAACUACCUCCUUGUGCAGAUUAAUUCAUCUGAUGAAAAAGCAUCAAGCAGAGGUCAGCAAGCAUUUAUAUAUGUCAAUGAUACCAUGUUUACCUUCAAGGAUAAUGGGAUACUUGUUGUUGUAGUAGAUGCCUGCACUGGCACAGUGUUGGGAAACAAAUUAUUUUCUGGAGUAGACAUUAGGCAUGUAGGUGGAUAUUUAAAAUCUGGAAUUCCACAAAGGUCUAUCAUUCUGCUGAGCACAAGAGGUGAUGUAGCAAUUCCUAAUAAUUUAGCUGAAGCCUUAAUGUCCCUGGGGACAGAGAAGCCACCUUAUCUUCAGAGCAACGGAAGCUUGGCCUUUCUGGGCUUCAGAGGAAACAUUAAGCCAUCCUGGAUUAAGCUGUUUACCAGUCCUGCUGGGCAUGGGCUUGUUCAGAUAGAAAAGUAUAUCCCUCUGCAACUGGAAGAGUAUGGCUGUGCCAGAACAAUUAAAAGCCGUCGGAAAGACCUCGAGCUUCUGAAAAAGGCUGCACGAUCUCAUUAAAGACUAAGAUGUACAUAAAAUCUGGGGAAAAAAAUGUGAACUAACUUAUUUUUUAAUUUAUGGCGUUCUAAACUAUUGUUAUCCAAGUAAAUCAUGUUAUUGUCUGAGAGAUGUUCGCCAGCAUUGACUGCUUGAAUGCCAAUCUGUGCACCUUCUAGUUGUACAAAAUAUUAAAGAAUUUAUUAGUAUUUGUAUAAACAGGUUUCAGAGAUUUUUCAGAUGUUUGUAUUUACUGUAAACAAGUUCUUUCUGUUUAAUACUGCUUUUGUAUGUAAGAGGGUAUUCAUAAAAGCCUUAAGAUUUUAGUAACAGGUGUCAGAGUGCAUUUUGGGUUACUUGAAAGAUCAACAUCAAUGCCUUCAUAAACAACUUGAAUUGGUCGUUAUAAUGUAAGCAUUUUUCCGCCAGCUGUUUUAGUGUUUCCUUGGGAGUUUAUUUCUCAGUCAGCUCAGUUACAUUCUCAGUCUGCUUUCCAAUGUGUUAAAACCCAGUUUCCCUUAUACAUGCAGCUGACUCAAGGGAUUUCAACUGCAGUAAGAAUUGCUUUCCUAUGUGAAAGAUGGAGGGAGGAAUUCAGAGAUCCGGCCUGGGGCUGGGUGAUGAGUGUGCACCAUUCAGCAGAGUUUUACAAGGCUGUGUGUACAAGCAUCGCAUGCAGAGCAGGAAAUUACUCUUGUUCUUUAGGAUCACUGUUUAUUAUUCCCUCUAAAUACACAGGUAUGUCUGUAAGAGUUACUUUAAUAAAAAAUCUAGAAGUUAAAGCUUCAGUCUUAAUUACAGCUUGACUUCGGCUUAAUCUUUUAGAGGUUUUAGCCAGAAGGGCAAAGCUGAGAUACUGUUAUUCUUAAUUUGUUUGGAAAUUAGGCUUCUACUCCUGCAGUGGUGGAUUUUUUAUUUUUGUUGAGCUUUUUAUUGGGUUUUGUUGUUGUUGUUGUUUUGGGGAUUUGUAUUGUUGGUUCAUUGGUUGGUUUUGGUUUGUUGUUUUUGUUUGGGAUUUUUUUUGUGUUGGUUUUUCUUUAAUUAUUUUUAAGGAUAGCUCAGCUUUAACUUUGAAGUGAAUGAAAGUGCUCUCAGUUUAUCAAGUCAUACCUUCUGCCUUAACUUUGAUUCUUUUAGUGUACUCAUGUUGUUAAUUCCUGUUGACUUUAUAUUAGGUCCAUUGAUUUCAUCUGGUUUUGUUGCAAUUAUUUGGCUCUGCCAAUAGUGUGAAAAUCAUUUAGAACAGUGGCACAACUGCCCUUUUUCAGGAUCCUCAUGUUUGAAAUUAGAUUUCAGGGACUGGAAAAAUGUAUUUCAUAAUAGGGAACAAAAGGUGCCAUAGGGCUAGGAUGUAACCCUACUUCUAAUAAAACGGACAUAUUUCCUUCUUCUUGUAUAUGUUCUCAUUCAUUCAAGCUGGUAUAACUUAUCUACCAUUCAAUGAUGCUUUGUGCUUUGAAUUCAAAAUAGAGUGUCUGUUGGAAAUGAACUAUAUGCCUGUCUUCUCCAAAGAUGUUGAAAAAUUGUGGGGAUUUUUUUUGUGUGUGUGCUUUAAAGGAGAGGAGGCACAAUAUCAAAUGUAUUACUCUGUUCAGUUAAAAUAUGCUACCUCAGUGCUACAAUUAAACUGCCUGGUCUAGUGUAGUUUCCUAAGUGAGGAGAGAGGGGGUAAGGAGUAUGACACAAGAGUUGAAGUUAACAAAUAGAUGACUGAUAUUAUUUUUAUUGUAAAACCAAGCCAAAUGGAUGAUUGUGUAUUUUGCAGUUGUUCUGAUGCACAGGCCUCUUGUAAUGUUUAAAAGAAAAGUCAUUUUGUUAGGGGAAGCUGUGAUAAAUCUUUAAGACUAGCCGUAAUGUUUGGUGUUAUUAAUGCAGGGCAGUGUGAUUUAAAUGCUCUGAGUACAGUAGUGAUAGUGUUUGGGGAUUAAAAUGGCAUUAAGGCUUCCUUUAUUCUGUGGGUUAUGCUCAGCAGAGAAAUAGUGAUGAGGUAGUGACCCUCAGGUUUGUGAAGUUGGCCGUUAUUUAUGAUAUUCUGCUGUUCAAAGCGUCUUGUAAAAAUUGUCCUUGGAAGUGUCAAGGGUAUUCUGAUGUAGGGCUUACUGAUGAACAAUUGGACCUGAAGUUAAAGUGUUUGUCUUUUGUGUAAAUUUAAACACUUGAUAAAUAGCAUAAAUAAAUUUUUACAUCUGACAAGGCUA